Molecule: messenger RNA, 2232 nt
Organism: Meyerozyma guilliermondii ATCC 6260
Lineage: Eukaryota; Fungi; Ascomycota; Pichiomycetes; Serinales; Debaryomycetaceae
Exons: 1
Coding region: 1-2232 (743 amino acids)
Biological process (GO): positive regulation of TORC1 signaling
Cellular component (GO): cytoplasm
Molecular function (GO): protein binding
Source: RefSeq, a predicted model, not a curated record
AUGAGUGGCAUUGUGAGAGCUCUAGGGUGGGAUCAGGAUGAGCGGCAGCGGUUCAUAGCAAUUCCUCCUCUCGGGGACGAAGUGAUUUUGUAUGAGACGUCUGACGAUCCCGAAAACCUCACUCGGGUCACAGCUCAUUCAGGCUUUGAAAACAUCCAGUGUUCCGCCUAUGCCCGGAACGACGUGGGAAAGACUGCCGUGGGCCAGAUAAAUGGGGUGGUAUGCAUAUUUGACCUCUGUGAGCCAAAACCAUCGAUUAUACGAUUGAAGCCAAAACAAAGCAGACAGUGUAAUUCGCUCUCUUUCAAUAUUAAUGGACUAUUGGCCACUGGAUUUGAUAAGGGACGUCAAGAUAACAGUCUCCAGAUCUGGGAUGUCAACAAGAGUGACCUGAACGAGAAAGAAUAUAGGCCUCUACACACAUACGUUCCUAACGAAGCGAUACUUUCCACGGUAUUUUUCCUGGAUUCAGAUUCAAGUCUUAUUUCGGGAAGUUAUAAGUUUCUCCGUCAAUUCGACCUCCGAAAUGACCAGCCGUCGUUCCAAAUAGCCACCAAGUGCACAUUAGGAUUAACUCCGGAUCUUCUUCAACCUCAUUACUUUCUGCUGUACGGAGACGAUGGUCUGGUUGCCGUGUGGGAUCGAAGAAGACUCACUUCCCAUGGCAUGAAACACAAGUCAUUGCUGACAACCAUGGUGUCUGAGCUGCCGGUGCUUCAGUUUCCAAAGCUUUUGUCGGAUGGUUCCAGAAAAACCCUGCCGUGUUUGAGAUACUCACCUGUUCGAAGUGGUGAAUUUUCACUGGUAUUUUCUGGCAAUCUCAUCCGUCGCUGGCAUACGGGAGUGGCUCCACAGUCAAAGGACACCGCUACCCAGGCCAGAAGAUUGAGUAGUGGUACCAGAAGCUCUGUGCUGAAUCUUAAACACCAAGCUGCCCAAUUAUACAAGCCCAAUAUGGAUUCGCUAUUUGUGUCUUUUGUGCUCGAUGUCAAGACCGAUUACGAGAGAGUUAUUCUGUUUGACUACUCUCCACAUCACGAUUUACCUUCGAGUAUCUAUUUUGCUUGUAUGAGACAGCUGGGAUCGGUUUUUCGAAUGCUGUCUCGCGAGUGCAUCGAUAGCUUAUCGUUCAACCUGUACAACGAAAUAACUAUGGCAGGGUCAGAAGGACUGGCUACACAGUUCUAUGAGCCCGUGGUCCAAGUCAAGCCAGGGAAAAGAAAGAAACACAGCACUUUUGACCCGCCCAGCAACAUUCAUGGAACCCGUCAAAUUUCGGCAUCUGAGUCUGAUCUUGAUUCAGAGUCGGACUCGGAGGCAACUUCUGAGGACGAAACGGAGUGGGAACCUACCCAGCAAGGCACAAGUAUGGGGUCUGUGCUCUCCAUUAAUGAGAUCUUAGACUUUGAUAUCUGCUCGUUAAUCCGCAAAAGAGCCAUUGCAGGCUACGGUCUUGAUCCAGAAACCAACGUUGAUGUUCUCGCGACACUUGGUGGAAUUGAUAAGCAGCAUUUUCUUCGCAAUACUUGGCGAUGGCUUACUCUUGCUCAAAAGUCUCUCACUAAAGGUACCAUGUUGUCUCAGGGACUAGAUCUUGGGUAUCAGGGAGUACUUGGAAUCUGGAAUGGAGCCCAGGAUCUUCGUGGACAACGGAGGUACGCUGGGGAAGUUGACGAAACUGUAUUUGCGCUGGCCGUGAAAGCUAUAGUUGCCGGUAAAGGCAAGAAAACCAGUGGGAUUUCCAUUGCUAGCAACUCGGAAAAAAGAGUUCAAAGAAAACUCUGCUUAAUUAUUUCGGGAUGGUACCUUGCGGACGAUGAACUCGACGACAAGCUCGACGAUUUAGUAGAACUUGGACAGUACGAAAAGGCAGCAGGAUGGGCAGUUUUCCACGGAAAGGUAAAUCGAGCCGUUGAAAUAUUGGCAUCUUCAAAGAAGGAACGUCUUCGACUAGUUUCAGCUGCUGUGGCUGGGUACUUGGCGUACAAGGAUAUCAAUGUGAACAGCCCAUGGAAAGACCAGUGUCGACGUAUGGCACUGGAAAUGGAUAAUCCGUACUUGCGAGCCAUCUUUGCGUUUGUAGCAGACAGCGACUGGAGCGAUGUGUUGGAUGAAAACUCGUUACCUUUGAGAGAAACGAUUGGGAGUUGCACUUCGGUAUCUUUCAGACAAAGAUCUCACGAUAUAUCUCAAUCGAAUUGCCGAUUAUGUUGUUGCUCGUGGAGAGCUUGA